UGGACCUGAGGGGAAUUUCUGCUUUAUUAUGAUGAAUCUCGUCCUCCGUGUCCGUGGGUGGGUGGGUACCAUUUCACUCAGGACUCAGACCUGUGCGGAAAUCUUUCUGUGGAAACAUGAACCCAGAAAAUUAACCAAUCUGUGGUAUUUUUUCACUAUAAGAUCGACAAAGUUUAAUGUGACCUGAGAGAUUAGGAUAUAGUUUUCCACGUUAUUAUUACCGUGAAUUUGUGAAGCGACACUGUAACUGUUUGGGCCGUAAACUUGUUUAUUUACAGUAAACCGUAGUGAGGGUUUGUUAGUAACCGAUGUCGUCAACAAAAGCGACUAAAAGAAGUGAGGGUGGGACUCUAACUUCAUCAUAGCUGGAGGGUGAGGCUCGGUAAGGACCAUAUUUAACCUGCCUGCUGCCCGGAUGAAGCAACAGCGUCAAGGUAGAACAGGAAGGAUCCACUUCCUGUGUGGCAUUUCAGAAUAAAAGCUCUCAUCGUUAAAAAACUUAAAAGGCGUUGGGUCAUAGUCUAUCAAAGAAAGAGGUAAUCAUGAUUAAUUAGUUUUAGUUUUGUAAAAUGUAUUUUUCUUGAUUCAAUUUUGUCUGGAAGGAAAAAAAAGUUUUAGACUAAAAAAAUGGAAGAUUAGAGAUACUAUCACGAGAGUUUUAGUUUGAUAUUUACUGUUUUUAUUUAUAUUUCACAGCUUUCUUUAGUUACAUUGAUGAAAAUUUAGAAAAUACAUAUCUGAUGGCAAAAUACAAAAUCUGUGUAAGAUACAAGAUUAAUAUUUUUAUAAUCAAAAUCCUCAAAUUGUUUGGAUUUGCAGCGAUUCUCUGCAUUGUGUUACUGCCUUAAUCUUAAUGUGCUGUUUCCUUCUUUGAUUCUAAAUUUUAUUUUCUUUUAUUGUUUUUUGAUUGGGUACAUGAUGGUUUUCAGGUUUUAAGAUUAUAUAACUUGAUCAUUUAUUGCUAUAAUAAUAUAUCAAACCUUGACUGAUAUUUUUCUUAAUCCUGCCACCGCCACCUGUUGUGAUUUACUGAUGUUUUUUACUUUGUUGCUGCAGCGUCUUAUUCAAUGUCUAGUUAAAUUUGCCUCUAAAUUUUGCUAUUUUUAAAUGUCCAAAUCAGAACCAGAAAUACUUUAAUCAUCUCCAGAGGGAAAUUGCUUUUUGUUACAGUAACUUUAGUGCAAAUAAAGUGGAAAGAGGAGAUAAAUAAUAGAUAAAUUAAGUAGAUAAAUUAAAGAGAUAAUUAAAAUAUGCAAUAUGAAUGCAGUGUUACAAUAUACAAGUAUGUACACUAUAUACAAGACAAAAUAGUGAAAUAAAUAUGAAUAAUGAAUAUGGUUUUGCUGUUGCUCUAGAUUAAAUUUCCUCAAGUUUAACCUCCUAAAUCUAUUAAUAUUUAACUCUUUAAAAGUUAAGUAAAUUUCGCAUGAAUUAGAGAUGGUUGGUCACAGGUUUUAAAACUUAAAAACAGACCAUUAGAAAUAAACUUGAAUGGUGCUUUUAUUGUGAAGUUGUGACUGCCUCACUUCCUGUCUGUUCCUGUUCCUCCUCUGUUAACUUGGAUCCUGAUGCGGUGAUUCAUUCAGAUGAGUGUGUGUCCCCUCUCGGUCCGGGUUUAAGUAACAGCGCCUCAGACUCUCAAACUCGUUUCUCUUCUUUCAGUCUCUUCAGGAAAGUUCAGAGAGAAGAAGAUCAGACUCACACAUCUCCUCUUUUACUCACACUCUUCUUCUUCUUCUACUCCUCGCACAGAGCAAGGACAAGGACAGAAAAAUGCCCAAAGCGGUAAGUUACAGUUUAUUACAGACAUUUUCUUUGACCUCUGGGUGUUUUAGACUGUGACAGGUUAAUCUGUUUAGUCUGUUUCCUCACAUUAAUGUUAUUUUUGGUUUAAUUCUCAUAUGGAGGUGAAGUCAGCUGUCUGUUGGUGGUGUUUGCUUUAAGAGGAAAUAGAAUAGAGUGUCAGUCAUUGAGUGAACAUACAGCAGAUCUGUUGUGUCUGAGAGGUGAUAAUUUAUGUUUGGCAGAAAACGGUGUGAUUUUGUCUGAAGGGAUAAAAUCUCUAACAGACAGAGAGAGUUUCCUGACAGACCACUAAACCAGGACUCCUGACACUAAAGGGUUUAAAGUGAACCAGAACACCAGAGUGGACUGAACCAGAACCAGGAGGAGACGGUUGAACCCUGAACUGAGUAUUUCUCAGCAGAUGAGUGUGUCGCUAAAAUCACAUGCUCUCAUGUCCUGGGGGUGUCUCAUAUGUUCCAGUGUCAUUUCUAUGUUCAGUUUGGUUCACAGUCACAGGAUCCUCAUCUCUGAGAUCAUCCUGCUCCAGGUUCUGACUCAGAAACGAUCCUGUUUAUCUGGGAUGAGUACAGGUUUCUCUCAGUCUUAAAUUUGGGGGUGCGUCCCUCCUAACCCCGGGCUUCAGUCGGUACUUUGGUACCAAAUUAUAAAGCAGUGAAGUAAAGAAGAAGAAAAAGACUAAAUCCUCGUCAUAAUCUAAUCAAAGUGUCUGACAUAUGAACAAGUUUUAGUCCUCAAUUACUCCUGCCUCCCUUUGCCACACCCCAGCUAUUACAUACUGUACAUUUGCACAUGGCACAUGUCCCUCCCGUUCCUCCCAUGUUGGAAAUUUCUGGCGUUGCAGUCUGUGUUUUUACACCUGCAGAGGAAAAGAGAGCAGGAAUGAGUUAGUUAUUCAUGGAAAUCAGUGAUAAAGCUGUUUCUAUCUCUGAGUUUGACCCAAAGAAGUAGACAGGAUGUCCAGAAAUGUUCAUGUAUGUUGAUUUUAAAUGAUUAAAAGUGACACAAACGGACCUGAGAGUUCAGAGAUCUGGAUCCCUCCUCAGAUCCAGGCUGACAGGUUGUGGUGAAACAGAGCGGCUGUGUGCUCUGACUAAAGCUCCGGUCAGUGUCAUAAAAUGUGUUUGUCUGUUUGUUUGGAGCGGCCACAUGGUUGUCAUGAGCGUCGCCGUGGAAAUGACAUCAUUACUGUGUGAUAGCAGCGGCACACAGAGUCCAGUCAGACGACGGUCCAGACGCCACAGAACCGAGUUUUAGAGGAUGAUGUCGGACUGUUGAAAUCAGGAUUUGAUGUCUGAGUUAACGAGUUAAUGACGGUUCUAACCAUGAUCAUUUUUACAGUGAAGCAGCAGAAUCAGUCAGAAGUCUGGGUUUUUUUUUAAUGCUGACUCGACCAGAAAACUCCCCACACUCAUAUGAAUCCUUCAGAGACAGAGUUUCACUUUCAGCAGUAAAGAGAUAUUCAAAUAAGAGUUUCAUAAAUUAUAUUUAUAGUUUAAUGUCCAAACUUACCAUCGAAACAGACACAUGUGUAACUCAGGGAUAUAACUGAUGAGUGUUUCUUAUACACCAAAUAAUGGCCUUUGUCAUUUUUUGAUAAUGCUGGCCAGCUCUGGUAAAAUCACCUAAAUCCUAAGUUAAAAGGAUCAUGGCAUGAUCCUCAUUUUUUGAUGAAAAAGUCAUUUUUUAAAGAAAAACUCAUUGUGGUCAAAAAGCGACUUAGGCCAUUAUUUUGAUAGGGUGACACGUUGUUUGUCUCCAGUUGAUCAUAAAAGCCUCCAAACUGAAACAGAUUUUUAUCUUUUCGACUCGAACAGAAAAGUUUUGGUUUCUGUUUGAAGAGGAUUUAGUUGAAUUCCUGUAAACCUUAAAUAAACUCUAAAAAAAAGCAGCAGCUCUUUAUAGAUAAAACUAAUUAUCAUGUUUAUAUACUGAUGUUUACUCCAGCACACGUCUGGCCGUCCGCCUCUCUCUGGUUCUGGUCAAAUUCCCCCUCCUGAGUUUUUUUUCUUGCUCUAAACCUGAAGGUUAAAAACUCGUCAUGAAGAGUUUCAGGAUUUGAUUGAAACGGUCUGAACAGAGAGGAGCUCUGGACCCGGUCCAAGCAGCAGUGACAGUCUUGUAUCGGCACUCGAGUGACUCAUGUUUCACAUAUCUGAAUGACACAUUGUCAGAGGUAAACGAUAGUCCUCCUCGGACUCUCCCAGAAUCCUGUUCCCUCGCCGUCACAGCCCAGUGACACAAACGUAAAUGUAAGGCGUGGCCUCGAUCAACAUGGAUGGGUGUGUCCUCUUCAGGUCCAGUCCUUUUGUUCUUUUAAAUAAUCCAUUACUCAAUCCUGGAACGCCCACGAGGACUGAUUCAUAAUCCAGAAACUGUCUCAGUCACCUGUCUUUAUUGUUGAGAGAGUCCAGAACUUUCUCAGACUCAUGGUCGGACAGCGGCGGUGAAAAACCGUGAUUGUCCAGUGAGAAAAGAGACUCUUGUAAAAGUCCUUUCAGAGUUUCCCCGCCGAGCUGACGACCACCUCGUUUCUUCUUCACCCUGACCCUGAACAGCUCCUUGACCUCUGCACUGAGGCGUCUGAAUGGAGUUUAUGAUUAUAUGGAGCAGGGUGAGGCGGGGCGGCGAGUACUUAAACUUUAGUGUUUGUAGAUGUUUGAGAUUCCUGAGUAAUGGUUUGAUUGAUCAAUUCACAGGAUGGUACGUCAAUCUAUCAAUCAAUUAAUCCUUUUUUUUUCUAUAGCGCUGAAUCACAACAAUCCUGAUCUCUCACAUAAAUCACUGAGUGAACUUUAAAGUCGACUGUUGAUGAGUUUUUUGUGCUCAAAUCUCCUCGCUGAGAUCUUGACGGUUUUUGAAGGUCAGCAAUGAGCAGUUUCCGUGCAGACGUGAAGCUCCAUCUGUACAACAAGUGACUGACUGAUUACAGUUUUUUAAUGGCUGAUACCGAUAAUAAUAACAGGCCGAUAAAUCAACAAUAAAGUAAAUAAACGAAAAAAAAAGACAUUUAGUGAAAGAUUUUACCAUGAGGGACGUUUGGGUUGAAGAAACAUCAGAGCAGAGUUUCUAUGGAAACAGGAUCAGCUGUUUUCCUGUUUUAGAUCAGAGCUGCUGUUCUUUAUCGGACAGAUAACUGUGAUAUCGGCUCUGUGAUGACAUUAAGAUGUCAUUAGUGACUGUUGAAGGAUCAUUCUGGAAGUUCUGGUGAAAACUCUGAGUGAGUGAGAUCUCCUGAAGCUCGCAGGGUUGAGUCACUUGUGACUGAGAUGACGGUUGCAGCUGCGGUUUUUUACUCGCUCAGUCUGAGCGUCUGAACUUUCCUCUGACUGAAGUCGCUCGUUGUGGAACUUUGGGUCUCUGCCUGAUUUAUUUUUAGCACAUGUGUGUGUGUGUGUGUCAUGUUUUCUUUCCUGUGAACGGCUCAGUUUAUUGUGAGUUACCGUUGAAGGAUCAGAUAUCACUCUCUCGGCUCGACACAUUCAUUUAUUCCAGUCUGUGUUUUAGUUUCUGUAGCUCUAAAUAGACUCUGAAGGAUCCAGGAGGACUUUCAGGAACAGAGGAUCUCAUCUCUGAUCACCUGUUUUUCUGUUUUUUGGUCGUUUGGCUUCACGAGAAUGUGGAUGAUGAUAGCGAGGGGCUGCCGGGGCUCUGCAGCUGAAAGGGGAUCUUUGUUUGACUGUGUAGAGUUAAUACAGUGUUCCCCUCCUCCUCCUCCUCCUCCUCCUCCUUCCUCUCUUGAUUUUAGCUCUGACUUGAGGCUGCUGUAAGUUUUCUUGUUUGUUUAGAAACUUUGAAAUUGUUUGCACAUGUGGGAUUGUGGGACAGAGCUGCAAACCUGAUCCCCGAGUGCUGCACUGGUUUUUGAGAAGCCCCCCCACCCACUGACUCACAGAUUAAGUCCACUGGUCGUAGUAAAGACUUGGUUAAAAAGGAGCAUCAUCCUUGAAUAUCCACCGUCUAGACUGGUGGCUUCUGACAACAUCCUGGACGGCGCAGCAGUGAGGCGCUCUCUGUGCAGCGCUGUGAUUGGAUUUGUCUCCCCUGUGGUCUUAAAGCCUGUAAGUCAGUCCGUUUGUUCGCCGGCGGCUCAGCGGUGUAUCCUCAGAGGGACAGUCUGAGUCACCAGAUCAUCUCUGCUGCAUCCAGACGUCCUUUUCCAGAGUUCGUUCACCGCUGAGCCUCUCAGCACGGAUGACAAAAGGCCGGAGAUGACAGAUGUGUCGCUCUCUCAUCCCUCGGCGUCCUCUCACCUCUUUGUGUCCUUUUCAUUAAGCUCUAAUAUGUUUGGUCAACACUCAGAGAGGCGGGGCCUUUCCGUAACCCCCGCAAAUACUCGGGACCUCUGACAUCAUCGUGGCCCACGGACAGGAAGGUCAUCUGUGUGCGUUCCCUCAGAGCAGCUAUUGUAGAUGUUUGUGAAAUUCAUUUACUGAUGAUGAUGAUCCAGAUGAACAACACGGAUGAUUGUUUCUCUCCAUUGUGGGCGCAGACCGGGCUGACGUCAGCGCUCAUUAUUUGUCUUGUGAAGGUUUAGAAAUGGCAGGUUGAUCAUCAGCGGGGUGGAUCCCUGUAAGAGGACGUAUUCUUCUCUGAUUAUAAAGCAGGUUUCGCUCAGAUGGACCACCUCUGUUUGUACACACAGGCAAGUCUGAUCAAUCAUUAACCCAGGCGCUCAAAGACAUGCCCUUUUUUCUGAGAACGGGAGUGAAAACAGGCCCGUGUUGACCUGACUGUGUUCAGGUAGAGGAUCCAGACCGUCGGCCUCGGUCUCCUCUGUGCAGCCGACGUGAGCGAAGAUCUGUGUCCUUCUGAAAAUAAGUUCUUCCUGAGUUUGAAUCAGGACUGUGAGCUCUGAGGGAGCAGAGAUAGACACAUGACCCCGUGUGUUUACUCUGCAAAUACGCCCCCUAACCAAAACACACACUCACACACACACACACACACACACUAAAGCAGUGCUCUGCAAUCUCACUUCACCUAUGAGAAACCUCUCUGUUUUUCUGUUUGACUGGGUCAGACUCUGACCGCCUGUUUUUUCCCCUCUCUCUCUCUCUGCAGGUCAAUGUUCGCGUCACCACCAUGGACGCUGAGCUGGAGUUCGCCAUCCAGCCCAGCACCACCGGCAAGCAGCUGUUUGACCAGGUACAGUUCACAACGCCUUAUCAAUGAAUGAAGAGAAGAUGAUUGACAAGUGGAAAUCAUCUCUCUGAAUAUUUUUACUGUGAAGAAUCGAUCAGUGGAAGUUUUAACAGAAAAACAUUCAAGAAGUUUCAACUUCCUGUCCGUUUAAAGACAGUUUCUCUGAGGACUGGACGAUAAAACGAUAAUGAUAUAUAUCGAAAAUUAAUUUCCCUCAAUAUUGAUAUAAAACAUGGUCAAUAUGCUUUUCGAUAGUUGGCGUUCUGCCGUGUUUUGGUCGACUAUACGAACAGCCAAUGAAAAGGGGAGUUUCUCCGCUCUGAACCAAUCAUGUUCUGAAUUAGAACCAAGUAUCAACCAACUGCAAAGUCGUAGCAGACAGCAGCUCCACCCAACCAUAGCACUUUAACAGGUGAAGCCGACAGCACUGUUGGUGAGAAACAAAGAAAAUGAGUGCUACCCCCGACAGAAAUGACCAUGAAGGCUCAACAGAUGACCACAUCAAUGUCAACCACAACACUGGCGUUAGGAAAACGUCGGUGGUGUGGAGGUAUUUUGGUUUUUGGAGGUCGGACAUGAAGCAGAGUAAUGUGGACUGUAAAUUAUGUCGAGUACAUGUUCUCACAAAGUCGGGGAAUACCUCAAAUCUUUUUCACCACCUGAAGCGGCGCCACGCCGCAGAGCACGCGCAACGCAAAAGGUUACAAACCCCGAGAGGAGCGAGGAGCUGAAACAGACGACCAUUCAGUCGGCUUUCUCUAGAGCGACGCCUUACGACAAAACGUCAAAGAGACACAAAGACCUCACAGAUGCAGGAGAUUAUUGUGUUGGAAAAGACAUAAGACCAAUAAACACUGUUAGAUUUUUAUAUCCUGAUAUUGAUCGAUAUCAGCUGAUAUGAAAAUAAUACAUCGUGAUAAUCUUUCUCCAUAUCGCCCAGCCCUAUUCGAACCCUAACUCUUCAGUAGGUGGUAUAACAGAGUUAAUUUGACCGAUGAUGAGAAACUUUUCACUAACUUCUAAAACCCUCGUUAUCUUCAUCAUCAGCUGACCAGUGUCCGUCCUCAUUAUCAGUCCCCUAAAGGUCCCCCAAAGUCUCUGGUCCAGGUCUGAAAAGGUCUGCUGCAGACCAGAUUACAGGUUCUCUGAGAGUCCUGUAUCAGCAUCUGUCUCCCUGACGAGAUCCAGACUCUAGAUUGAUUAUAAACGAGCUGAGAAGUUUCAGAAACACCUGAGUGGGUGUGUGUGUGUGAGGAGGUUACACAGAGAGUGUGUGUGUGUAUGUGUGUGUGUGUGUGUGUGUGUGUGUGUGUGCUCAGAGGUAAAGGUGCGGCUGCCUUAAUGCAAACAGACAGAUUCCUCUCAUGGUUAUCUGCUGAUAUGAUUGUCUCCUCUGAUCCUGAUGUCACGGCUCUGUCUGGUUACCCGGUCUGAAGAUGACCCACAUUGACUCCUGGAUCUGUGGGAUCCCUCAGGGUCACUUAAGAUCGUCUCAGGAGCUUCAGCUGACCGUUAAAUCUCUUCUUCUGGGCUCGUCUAUCAAACAGCUGAUGUGGUGAUGUAAUAAGUGGGAGCAUGGCGUGAUGAGGUCAUCGUUUAAAUGAGCUCCUGUUAUAAAAAGACGCCAUUGUGAAGCUCGGUCUGCGAACUCUGAAUGUAGCUGACGGUUCAUUCGCUCCUCUGAGGCAGCAGGAGGAAAGGCAUUGUUUUAGCCACUUCCUGUAGAACUCGUUUUUCAACGGCAAGUGUGUGUGUGUGUGUGUGUGUGUCAGUGUGUGUGUGUGUGUGUGUGUGUGUGUGUGUGUGUGUGUGUGUGUGUGUGUGUGGGUGCACGUCAGGGGAUUCACCCUUCAUGUCAGGGAACAUUUGAGUCACAAAACUUUUUUUCGUUGUUGAAAAGAAAGUUUGUUGUCAUGGUAACGGUGAGACGAUUUCUCUGUGUUAGCGAGGCUCGGUCUGGUCUGGAGUCAGAGAGGGUCCAGGACUCUGAUUUAGAGACUUCAGUGAGGGUCUUUACGAGCAGCUGGGGGUCUUCACAGGGUUAGAAACGAGGUCUUCAGCUCCUCCUUCAGAGUCUUCAGCAGCAGCAGCAGCUUCUGUGGAAACGCUGACUAACAGACUCUGAGCUCAUUUCCGAGGCGAGCGUGAGGCCCUGGUGUGUCCCGUGUGGUCAGCCCUGAUCAUAGCCCUUCACGCGGCUCUGAGAGAAAACUCCUGCCACUCCCCGUCACGCCCUCCAACAGUUUCACUUCCAUGUGACGGACGGCUGCUCUCUGAAAAGCUGCUCCAGGAGGAGGAUCUGAGCUGAACAGCUGACAAUCACAGAAACAUUUCUAACAGCUCAGCAAUGUCUUGAACCGGGUCCAAAUAGUCCGUCUGACAGGUGUCAAGAUAUGAAACUGGUCCACUUACACACCCAGAGCCACAGUCAGGAGGGUUUCAGCGUUUUAACGGCGUCUCCUCACACUGUGUGGUCUCGCAGUAAUUCCCCUCCGCUCCCCCACACCACCACCAUGAACACCUCCAUCUUUGUCCUGGUCCCUGUUUGGGGCCCGCCUGGUCAGACCCCUCCUCCUCUUCCUCAGAGGGGAUGCAGUAAUGUGUCAUGCUGUUUCAGCCCUGUGGCAUUCCUCUCUCUCACCGCAGGGCCCGAUCGCCCGUAAACCAGCCUCACAGACUUUCACUCUCAGUCAGGUCGCUGUAACGCGAGACCGUCUGCACGCUCGAGUCACGCUCAGCGUCUGCUCCUCUGACAUCAAACCAGGCUGAGGAGGGCGAUGAUGACGGCGGCGUGGAGAAACUUUGACCUCUCUGCGAAUGUUUGACUGAGCUAACAGCUUUUUAAUAAUUGUCAAAACGAGCAGAUGUGUGUCUGCAGCAGCUUGUAAAAAGAGUUUUGGCCGAAGAUCUCAAAAAUAUCAGAGGAUAGUUUUUCCUUUCCGAGCGUUUAGAUCACAUCAUCAGCAAAGCGCUGAGCUCAGCUACUCUGGAAACGACCUUAAAUGGUUGAAAACUCUCAAGUCUGCGUCACACGACACCUCUGAACUGAGUCAGGUUUAUUUGGACGCUUUUCUCUCACUUAGAGGAUUCUUGCGCCUCUUUUGUGGAGUUUACCUGACAGAUCACAGUCAGAUUUAAUCCUCCUUUAAUGAACCGUUUUAUUUUCAGCAGCUUUUAAUGAUCAUGUUGCAGAUGGAGUUGGUCUUUCAGUCAGCUGAAGUAGAUUUUUGGAUGUUUGUAGCAGCAGGUUAUGAAAAUAUCUGCCCGCUCUGUUUGCUGCUUCUCUGCAAAGAAAAAAAGGAAACGCCGUCAUGAAAGAGGUGAUUGUUUUCUGACUUUCGCUCCAGGUUAGACGCCGCCUGACCACUUCUCUCGUUUCAGGCCCCUCUUUCUCUCGCUGCAGACACAGUCCAUCAGAGAACCUCUCUGAAUCACAGCAGUCCGCUCGUGCUGUCCCGUGUUUUUUCUCGUCCACUCAGAGACGUUUCUGGGAGUUUAUUCAGAUUUGUCUCUCACCUGGAGACUGGGCGGGGAGUCUGGCAGCGAUGCGUUAAGAAAGGACCCGUCUCUGGGACAGUCUCACUGAAGUUUGCACACAUGCACAAAAACAGCAUGAACUCCAUCCUGCACAGAGCUGGUGGAAAACGACUCUCUGAGGACCGUUAAGAGCCGGGGAGGUGGACUUUUCUGUCCUGCCAGGAGUCAGUGGAAAAAUUAAAACUGCAUUUCCACUUUCUGCUCCUGCUGAGUAAAAAAAAGUGAAUCAAACGGUUGAUGUAAAACUUGUUUCCAGAGCGUCUGAAAUUAAAGUCAGGCUGUAACCGUGACUGAUGUGAAUAUUUCAGCAGAAAGUGACAGAUUAAUAAACCGCAGCAGACUAUGACCCUCUCUGCCCGCUGGAGCGUUCCCGCUCUGUUCCUGCAGCCGGAGACAGGAUGCUGGUCGUGCAGCACGCCCUGGUUCUCCUGUAUCACUCCCCCUCACCGCUCAGACAAUAGGACCACUCUGUGAAAGAGCGGUUCUGCUGUGCUCAGACGUAUCGAAGCAGACAGACAGAUGUGAGCGGAGAGACUUUGGAGAAAACACUCUGAAUCAGACCUGAUCACAGAGACCUGAUGUUCUCGGUCGGUCCUGGCAGGAGUUCGAUAGUUCAGGAGCUCCUCUCACCUGUUAAUGUGUAAGACUAUAAGGAGAUUAAUCUGGUACCUGAGUGUGCCACCUUCAGGUGAGACACUCAAACCUCUGCCAGUUCCUUCAGAGCCUCUAAAUGUGUUUGUCCUGCAGGAGGAAACCCGACUGUGAUUUUGGGAAACGAUGAUAUCAUGAAUGUUUCCAGUGUGAGCGUCUGAACCUUCGUUUUUAUCAUCAUCUGAUUCCUGGAUUUAUCAGACGAGCAGGUUUUUAGUCAUGUAGUCUCAGUCAAUCAAUCAAAUCUUAUUUAUAAAGCGCCAGUUCACAACAGUCGUCAUCCCAAGACACUUUCCACAGAAAAAGAGCAGGUCUAGACCACGCUCAUUGUGAGUCUGUUCGUCUGAACUCUUCUCUCUGUUUAACACUUCCACUGAAAACAGACGAGCCCGUUCUGAGAAAAUCCGGUUUGUCACCGCGUUCAGUCCAUGAAGAAGAAGACGGAGAAUAAGAUGAACCAGAUUAGCAGCUGCAGGAGUUCAUCUUUAGGUCCAAGUUUCUACGUUUGAGCUCAGAGAGUCGUGAUUUUAACCGUUAAGAGAAAAACUGAUUCAACUAUAAAAUAAAAGUAAAAACUUUAUUCAGUUUUAUUGUGUUUUAAAGCUUCUUUUUCUCUCCUCAGGUGGUGAAAACUAUCGGCCUACGUGAGGUCUGGUACUUUGGACUUCAGUACGUGGACAACAAAGGCUACAACACUUGGCUGAAACUGGACAAGAAGGUAAGAAACGGCCCAAAGGUUCUGGUUCUGGUUCUGGUUCAUAAUACGGACUUGACUGAGAGUCUGAGGUCAGGACAACAAGAGAAAUCAAGUUUUCAGAUAUUUCCUCUCCACUGAGUCAGAUCACCACACCUAUCACCUGCAUACCGACACAGUCCGCUCACUCUGGGUCAGAAGUUUGUCCCGACUUUUCCCUGAGGAGCUGAACUCUCCGAACAAAAGAGAGCGAGGCUGGAUUCUUUGAAAGGAGUGGGUACACAGAGCUCCAGUGUUUGCCUUCCAGUCAAUGAGUGACCACAGGAUUACAGUAGACUCUCAUACUCGUGUUCGGUAUCUGUGCAGGCCUGCAUGGAAUCAGCUGGAGGUGUGAACUCUUAGUGAACCAGAACUGCCCAGGUCCCCGUACCUUUACUAACCCUGGUUCUGAGGCGGUCACAUUGAAACUGGUCUUAUCUGUGGAGACCAAAGACCAGAGGAAUGUAACCAAGGUGGAAAAUACACUAAACCAGAGAGAUCAUAGACAACAUUUACCUAGAUUCACACCUCUGUAAAUCUGAGUAAAUGUUGUUUAAAAUAUAAAACUUAGAAUUAAAACUCAAGAAGGCUCAGAAAACUGAACUGAACUAUCAAUACAAAAGACGGUGGCAAAGAUGAAGUCAAGUUCAGCUGAGCAGGAGAAAUAAAACUCACUGAAGAGAGAGAGAGAGCGAGCGAGGGUUGUUCUGGCCUCAGUCAGCGGCGGUAAACUGGACCCUGUGCUGACGCUGCGCCGCGGCUCUUCUGCACAAAGACUCGCUCAGACUGGAAUAUUCGCGGCCCCAUUCUCUCCAUCGAGAGCGCCCGGUUCCUGUUUCGAAAUGAGAGGAAGAGAGAAAUUGUGUAAACACGUCCUGCAGGUCGACGUUAGUGAGGAGGAUAAAUGAGGGUGGAAGAUCCGUUUUUGGUAAAGACAGGUCACCAAUGAAAGAGCAGAGCCGUUUCCUUCACACUCACACCGAUCAAGUUUUAUUUAGUUUGAUAGUUUUUACCUCCAAUGAGGAAUUAUCGAAGUUUAAAGGAGGUUUAUUUUGUCUGUUUGGUUAAAAAUGUGGAUUAUUCACAGAUGUCUGCUCUCAGAUUUGAGUUUGUCGUAUUUUGUUUGUUUUUGAUGAUUUCCUCUUAAUAAAACUUCCACUGUCACAUUUAAACUGUAGAUGUAUCCCUAACAAUCAGACAGACGAGCUGUUUUCCUUCCUUAUUUCAUGCUAAUCCAGGUAGAUGUAGUCACAUAUUUACUGAAACUGGCGCUGGAGAAACAAAGAAGUCCUUUUCAUGCUCAUCUUCUUCAUUAAUUCCUCAAACGUUCCUCCUCAGGUUUCCUCUCAGGAGGUGAAGAAGGAGAACCCGCUGCAGUUCAAGUUCCGCUCCAAGUUCUUCCCGGAGGAUGUUUCCGAGGAGCUGAUCCAGGACAUCACCCAGAAGCUCUUCUUCCUGCAGGUGAAGGAGAGCAUCCUGAGCGACGAGGUCUACUGUCCACCCGAGACCGCCGUGCUGCUGGCCUCCUACUCUGUCCAGGCCAAGUUUGGAGACUACAACAAAGAGGUCCACCGGCCCGGAUACCUGCUGUCUGAGCGCCUGCUGCCGCACAGGUCAGAGUUAAAGAGUUGGUCUUUGUUGGAGAGAUUUUAUGGAGCGAUACACGGAGCUUGUUCUACUGGAACGUUGCAUAAUUAUCCACACCCUCCGAAACAAAAGAGACUGAUGAAGCUUUAGAGAGGUGUCAAAGGAGACGUUACGAGAAGUUAGGAGUUUAAAAAAGGGUUUAAAAGAUGCUAAAGAAAAGGAUUUCAGCUCUGCAGAAUAAAAUUAACAAGCACUGAUCAAACCAUCGUCCGAUUUCAUGCUUCUCACCACCUUGUCCGUCUCUGCAGAGUCCUGGAGCAGCACAAGCUUUCCAGAGAGCAGUGGGAGGAGAGGAUCCAGGUGUGGCACGAGGAGCACAACGGCAUGUUAAAGUGAGUGUGUCCUCCAGAAGAGAGAGAAUGCAUUUUAUUAAUACAUUAAAAUAACAACUUUAUUCUUCCUGUUUGCUCCUGCAGAGAGGACGCCAUGCUGGAGUACCUGAAGAUCGCUCAGGACCUGGAAAUGUACGGAGUCAACUACUUUGACAUCAAGAAUAAGAAGGGGACGGAGCUGUGGCUGGGAGUAGACGCUCUGGGACUCAACAUUUACGAGAAAGACGACAAGUAAGAGCCGUCUUUAUUUUCCUUCUCUAAGAGUCUGCAGAGAUGUGACACAGAGUGAAACUGGCUGAGCCAGGUCCACGUCUGCACGUCAUCACUGCUCCUCUGCAGACAGUAUGACAGGAAUAACAAUGAAGGCCAAAUGGAUCCGGUCUACAGGAGGAGUGUCUGAAUAUGAAGAGUUAGUUUGGAUCCCUGUCACUCUUCCUGUAACUCUCAUUCUCUGCUGCAGUGUUCAGAGUUUGAGGUUUUAGAAACCGUCGUCCAAACGUCACCGAGAAGUCGUGUCCUCUCGUAUGUUCAGCGUUCGUCGGUCUUUUGUAGAGAAGUAGGACACCUUUUGUUCACUCUCUCUCUCUGAAGUUCAAUUACUCCCCUUCGCUCUGCUGAAGGAUAAACUGCCUCUUAAAUCACAGAGAGCGAUUAUAUAUAAAACAUGAUUUCUAGAACAGUUACAGCCAAAAUCAGCUGUUUUUUCAGGUCUUUGUUUCUUUUUUUUUUCUUUGUCUCGCGCCGCGCUUCGAGGCUAACCCACUUUUCAGAACGUGUGAAAGGGUGUCACCAGAAUCCAGCCCGGCCCGGCGUUGGUGGUGAUGGCCACUUUGUUUACAGGGCAGGACAGUCUGGGAGGUAAUCACCCUCCAUUUGUCUAAAUGAGCUCUGAGACCUCCUGCGGCUGACUGCUGGCAGUGGAGAGCACUGACUGUGUCGGAGGAACGCUUUAUCCCAGGUGACUCUCCGCUCAGUCACUGACCCUGAGCUGGAAAUCCCUGCAGCUCUCUCUCUCUCUCUCUCUCUCUGCCAGGUUGAAGCUCUUCUCAUGUUAAGCUGGCUGCGCUCUCCCCGCUCUCCUCCCAGCGUCUGUCGGUCGACUUUGUCCGCCUCAGUGGAAGAAAUGAACACGGCGAGUUGAGGACAGAGUAAUGAUACAGUGCGGCUCUAAUUGAAGGUUUCCUGGCUGAUUCUUGUUCUUGAAUCAUCUCAGAGGAAAUCUAAAUAGUUGAAUAACUUUCCUGCCAUUGUGUUAGCGCUCAGACACUCUCUUAUUUGGCCUUAUUUUAUCGUAAAAGUGGCACAAAAGCUCGGACAAAAGAGGGCAACACAAUGUGAAAGCACAAACUGUGUCCUUGUGUGAGUCUGUCUCUUUAUGUGCUCCCUGGGAUCAGCAGAGAAAUGCCUCUCCUCCUCCUCCUCCUCCUCGGUGCCCUCUGCUGUAACCAUGGCUACACCGACUGGUUUUUCAAGCUGUGCGGCACUUAAGAAUGCGAGGCUAACCUACAGUGCUGUGUCUCCAAUGAGGGCAGCCGGCCCACAAUGCAGCAGUGCAGCCAGAGGCUUUGCUGAGGCUCUGUCUGGUGCUGCUUUAACUCCUUGUGACCUGAAACUCUGUGGAAAAUUAAAAACAAACAGAUUUUUGGAGUUGAGUUUUAGACGAAAGGUCAUCCAGGCAGCCGUCGCAGGAAAACACAGGGGUGCCAGUUAGGGAUCGCAUCCAACUAUUUAACCUUUUAUUCACACAAAAAAGAUUGGAUUUAAUUUAGAUAAAACAGAUUUUGAUGGUUUGUAAAUAAAUGAGUGCAAAGAUAACACACUGAAUGUAAAAACUGAAUAACAGUUUGAAUAAAACAGGACUGCAGGCAGGUCUGUUAAUAAACGGAUGAAAAUAAACAUGUUUUUGAGAGACCAGUGAAGUCCUGAAAUAAGUCAGACUGCAGCAGUUUUAGGUCAUAUUUUAAUAAAACUUUUACCUGAGCUGCAGAUACAGAAACCUCAGGAAUCAUUACAGUUAAACUCUGAUAUUAAUCACAUGUUUACAGAAUGAAAUACAGAAUCAUUUUUGGGGAUCGUAGUUCUCGUUUGUGUCUCUGUAAACUCUCAGUAAAAUGAUGUACGCUGCAUGAUGGCACUGGUAUCUUCUCCAGGCGUGGAUCCAUUGAUAGAGCUCGACUCAAUAACUCGGCGCGCUCUGAUAGAAAUAUUUGGCCUCUGAGAUAACUUCCACAUUGUUUCCUAAUUCCUCCGGCGUGUGUCAGGGUCAGUCAGAGAAAUUCCAGUUCAGGCGGUACGGCUCCACAGCACAGUUUCACCUUUCUAGAUUACGCCAGUGUUUACAGCGCUACUCUGUAUUUCGCUGAAUGUGACUGGCAUCCGUUCACUCUGUCUGGCACAGCGAAGCGUGGAGCCACACCCCAGAUUCAUCCAAGUUCAAGUUCACAGGCGAUGAGUCGGCGGUUCUGCAGAAGGCUAUGAUGCAACUUCCUUUAAGUUAAAUCAGCUACGCCCAAAAAUGCUAACCCAUUAACCUUAGUGUAGUCAGGUUUGAUAUGAAGAAGUUCAGCCUCACAGGGUCGUUAACAAUGAAGAAAGAUGUUCCAGGACACAGCAGCUCCUCUUGUGGACACUUGAGGAACUGCUUCUUCAAUGUUUUAGGAUGUUUAUUUGGUAAAAAGUGAAAUCGCUGAAAGUGUUUUCGUCUUUGUCGUGACGUUGACAGAUUGACCCCGAAGAUUGGCUUCCCCUGGAGUGAGAUAAGAAACAUUUCCUUCAACGAUAAGAAGUUCAUCAUCAAGCCCAUCGAUAAGAAGUCUCCGGUGAGUAAUGAUUCUUCAGCUCCGCGUCACUCUGUGAUGGUGGAAAAACUCCCAUUAUCUUCUUCAGAUGAAUUAAAGCUACCAAGGAACAUGAAGUUUCAGGGCGUCUCUUCUUCUACCUGCUGGUUUCAUGUUUCUGUGCAGCUCAGAGGAGAACCAUUAGACAUCCUCUCAGAGGGAUCUAGCACACAGGGUAUCUUUGCAGGGUUUGCUGUUUCUGGUGUAAUCUCUCUGAAAGUAUAGCUUAUCUGUGCAGGCCAGGCUGUUUCACCUUUCACUAUAAGUGAUGCGGUCUUUACAGGGCUGUGGUCUGAGCAGUAAUCUGAAUGGAAAGUCUCCUGCACCUGCUCGGAGCCUCUGCUGGUGUCUUUGUUCUUUAUCAGCAGGAGCACAAAGGACAGACAGACGACCCCGGCCUUCAUUCAGCUCCUGGUCUCUCUAACUCUUCAUUUCUCUUUCCUCUGAAAUCUGCAGGACUUUGUCUUUUACGCACCGAGACUGCGCAUCAACAAGCGCAUCCUGCAGCUGUGCAUGGGCAACCACGAGCUGUACAUGCGGCGCCGCAAGCCGGACACGAUCGAGGUGCAGCAGAUGAAGGCCCAGGCCCGGGAGGAGAAGCAGCAGAAACAGCUGGAGAGGUAAGGCUGAAACCAUGACCGGAGAGAGAUAACUGAAAUGGUUGUUUUAUGGGGCUAAAGAGGAACACGAGACAUGAGGACGGAGUGAGGAUACAGCACAUCGAUAAAUUAGUCUGUAAACGAUAAAGAGACGCUUAAAAUCAUUAGAUUCCCACAUUUCCUUGUUUUUGUCGGUGAACCAGCAGACCUUUAAGAAGUCUGGAUCCGCUGUAGUUUAGAGGAAGUAGAUCCGACCUUCAGAUCAUUUCCUCUGACCUUGUUUCCUUCAUCAUCACCAUCCUAACAAACAGCAGCUCAGCCUGUAAAGUGAAACCUCCGUUCAGCAGGAGUUAUUACAGCGCUCCUCCUCCUCCAGUAUGUGAAAGCUGCUUCCUGUAUUGGCUGAAUCAAAGUGAAUGGAUGGCGGUGGCGGAGGCCUGGUCUCGGCUCCAGCUGCCAGCGCUCUGUCUGCUCUGGACAGCUGUACAAACACAGUGAUGUAACAGCGAGCAGACAGGACGGUGAAAAGCAGCGGGAGAGCCUUCAGAUCAUCGGGCCUCAGCGGUCAGAGUGUGAGGGUUCGAACACACAGAAGCUCAAAUAGAGAGAGAGGCUGAAGGUCAAACUCGGAUGAGACCCUCCGGAGUUCAGAGCGGACUUUAGUAAACCCUGAAGGGGAAAACGGGAUGUUUGCUUUAAACUCUUUCACUAUUUAACGAUAAAUAAACGAUUAUUUUAAUGAAGUGUACGCUCGGUAUCAGAGCAAACACAGCCGACUGAUCUCUGAGCUCAGAACGGAAUAAUUAAUGCUCUUCUAAAGAGACAAACAACCAAAGAAGAACGUGUUACUGCUCUGAAAUAUUCAGUUUGUUUUUCUAAGUUAUCACAGAGUGUGUGUGGGCUCCUGACUGCUGUUUGUCAGCGGGUAUCGAACCCGGUCAGCCUGCUCCGUUGGCUCACGGCGGCGUGUCUUAUCUGCAGGGCCCAUCUGGAGAACGAGAAGAAGAAGAGGGAGGCCAUCGAGAGGGAGAAGGAGCAGAUGGAGCGGGAGAAGCAGGACCUGAUGAUGAGGCUCUUACACUUCGAGGAGAAGACCAAGAAGGCGGAGAAAGGUGAGGAGAGGGGAGGGGCCUGUGAAAAUCCACAAAGUCCAUGCAGGCAGGUGAGAGCGGAGCAAAGAGGCUGGGUUUGUUUUGUCAACACUCUGGAGGAGAAACUGUGAAAUGAGUGUUUUUUACACGACGAAGCUCAGUAAACAGAACCGAGGAGAGUCUUUUAGGUGAUUCAAGAAAAUUCUAGUUUGAGCUGUUUCUGAUCAUCUACGGUCAAAACAAGAGAGAAAAUAAAGUUUCUCUGAAGUUUGACCUUAAAAAUCUUUAUUUUAUGGAGCAGUGAUACUGAUGGGAUCAUAACACGACUGUUGGAGCUUCUUUUUAGAAAUAAUACAAACAUGUAAAGAAAGAAAACCUUUAAAAUCAUUACAGGACAAAAUUAAGAACCAAUAUAAGACUGAAAAGGUUUCUUAAAAAACUUUAUUCAUCUCCUCUGUUGAAACUCUGUCAUGUCGAUGGGUCAGCAGGAUCAGACCUUCAGAAAGAAGUCCUACUUUUAUCAGAUUCAUUAUAAAGGUGAAGAAACUCGGUAUGAGGCAGGGUCACGAUGAAGACUCAGAGUUUUAGGAGUCUGAUCCCCGCCUGCAGACCGUCUGGAUCUCCUCUGGACUUCAGCAGAGACAGAGAGGUUUUCAGUCAGCAGAGCUCCUGUGGUUUUAUCCUGUUGGCUGAUCACAUUGUUUGGAUAUGUCAGUUUAAAAUUAGCUGUUAGCUGCUCCUAGCUGGAGGAUUACUCUCCGUUUAAGCACUUGAUCCGGUCCUCUUUGACACGUUAAGUACAACCAGAUCCUGAUUGGAGCAGACCCCGUCAAACUCUCAUUUAUUUAACUCUAAAAUGUCCAGUGCUGGUGUCUCAGAACAGAGUCAGCAUACUCAAACUGAUCCAUGAACCCGGGUUCUGUUCGCGCUGCUUUUCUGUUUCCUGUAAAUAUACUCGUCCAUGGUCUCUUACAUCUUCUCUCUCUGCCAUCUUCAUGUCAGACCUGCAGGAGCAGCUCCAGAGGGCCAUGCUGCUGGAUCACGAGCGGAGGAAAGCCGAGGAGGAGGCGGCUCGUCUGGAGGGGGAGCGUCAGGCGGCCCUGCUGGCCAAAGAGGAGCUCGCUCGCCAGGCUGAGGACCAGAAGAAGAGUCAGGAGCAGCUGGUCAGUAGUUCAGACACUGAGGUGUUGUUCUGGCACCUUAAACCAGGUUUUGCUUGUUGUAUUUACUUUAGAAGAAACCAUCUCCAGGCUCUUUCAGCAGGUUCUGUUCGGUUCUGUAGUUCAAAGUACAGAACAGUCUGAAUACUGCAGCUCCACACAAACCCGCUCUGUGUCCGACUGGACAACACCCCACAGCUGCAGAGUAUCUGAGCAGAUCCACUCAUGUGUGGAUGAGCGAGCUGCUCCCUCUUCCACACGAGAGGAAACCUGUGUUUACCACACUCAGCUGCCAACACCUGCUGUGACACCCUGCAGCCCUAAACCCCAUUAAGAGGCUUGUACAGCAGAUUAAGUCACAUCGAGUGUCUGUGACUGAAAAAGACAUGCAGGUCCGCUCAGACGUGUCCACCUUCUGAAGAUGUUUCUCCAGAGGAACACUUCACACACCGCGGGUUCAGUGUUCCUCUGCAGGUUAGCUCAGUGAGCAGCUGCAGCAGGUGUAGAGUUAAACUCUGAGCUUCUGCGCUGAAAGACAAGCGGUUCACAUUGUUCUGAUGUUCGAAGGAAUGCACCACAACACCCACAGAGUCCGGUUUCAUCAGGAGGCUCCACUCAAAGCUCCUUUCAUACCUGGAGGUUUCUGUGCUCACUUUAGUCCAGGUUUCAGAGCUCUCAGGUUCAUUAAAUCAUGAAGGACUACAUUUUAAAUAAAUGUUUUUAUUUUCACAAAUUACACCAACCCUCCACAGAUGGUUGUUUUUAGGAUUUUCAGCUCAUCCAAGAGAUGUUCUCUGCGGCUCUCUUCCUCCUACGUGAAGCUUUCAGGUCGAGUUUCUGUCUGUCUUUAACAUUUGGGAGGUUUUUUAAUUUUUCUCCUCCUGUAAUCAAUACAGUCCCUGUUUUAUAAGCUGAGUGUUUAAUACUUUUGGAGUUUGGAGGCUAAUGCAGCUUCUUUACAUCCUGAGUUGCCUUUCAGUCAUUUAAAAAAAAAAUGUCGUGAUUUCAGCAGAUUUAUCAAACCAAGAGGGUCUGAUAGUUUUAGAUUAUCAGCAUAUUUAUAACGUCUGAUUCUGUCAGUGUUUUUAACAGGAGCAGAAAUAUCUGCUCUUCUCUAAAACAAACAGACUGAGUCAUGAAAACUGACGAAAACACGGCAGAGUUUAAAUCAACACAAAAUAAACGAAUAAAAAAGAGGAUGAGCUGCAGACCUGAUGAGACGUUUCAAAGGCUCUUUCAGCCGUCAUGUCUGACUCUCACUGUCUAAAAACACUUAAACUUUUUAACUCUAAAGCCGUCUGUUUGUUCACAUAUAUUUGUUGUUUAAGGAGCGUAAAAGAUUGAGUCGCCGUUUUUGUCUUCACUGUGUUUGAUCACGUUAAAUAACUCAGACGUUUUCUUCUAUUUGAUUUGUUCAUUCAGGCCGCAGAACUCUCAGAAUUCACCGCCAAGAUCACUCAGCUGGAGGAGGCCAAGAGGAUGAAGGAGGCUGAGGCGGACUCAUGGCAGAUGAGGGUGAGAACUUGAACCUGCAGAUCGAAGCUCUCUGACGUUUCUGUCUCCAAAGAUGAAUUUACUCGUAGAUUCGCUGACCUUUCGUUCCUCUGUUUCCGUCAGGCUAAGGAAGCCCAGGAUGAUCUGACUAAGACCAAGGAGGAGCUGCACAUGGUGAUGACGACACCCCCACCACCUCCCCCUCCUCCAGCGUACGACAACAUGGACGACAACAGCGACAGCGAGGAGAACACCAGCACGCACAGCGCUGACUUACAGAUGGAGGGCAUCAACGACCACCGCAACGAGGAGGACCGUCUCACCGAGGCCGAGAAGAACGAGCGCGUGCAGAAACAGCUGAAGGUGAGGACUUUAGAGAGUAAUGAUAAUAAUAAACUUUGUAUGUACAGCACCUUUCUAGAACAGUUGUCACAAAGUGCUUCACAGUCAUCAAAUUAAAAACGGUGAAUCAACAGGACAUAAAAAUCAACAAAAAGGACACGAGUAGCCAAAGUCCUGGUUAUACAAAGGCGAGCGCAAACAAACAGGUUUUCAACUGUUUUUUGAAAGUGUCCAUGGUCCUCAGUUCUCGAGGGAGAGAGUUCCAAAGUGUUGGAGCGAAAAACUCAAAUACUCGAAUGUCUCCUUUAGUUCAUAGUCUGGUCUGGGGGACAACCAGCAGACCCUGAUCAGAGGAUCUUAGAGUCCUGCUGGAGCUGUAAGCUGAUAUAUGCUGGAGCUUGUCCAUGCAAAGCUCUGAAAACAAGAACAAGUCAUUUAAAUUGAUUCUGAAUUGAAUGUGGAGCCAGAGUAAAGAUCUGAGGACGGGUGUGACGUGGAACCGUUUGGGUGAUCUUGUCAGGAGCUUCGCUGCAGCAUUUUCAAACACUUGCAGGCGGUUUAAAGGAAGAGGUACAAGAUGAGACAAAGACAUGAACAAUCAUCUCAAGCUCAUUCCUACACACUGUGGGUCUGAGCGAACCAGACUGAUUACGUGCUGCUCCAGACUUUGGGCCUGACCCAGGUUUGGGAGGUUUGAAGGUUUUACAGCCGAGGAUAAGACAUCAAGACUUUUCCUCACAUUUGGCCCAGCAUGCUCGGGUGCUAUGAUAAGAAGUCAGCUGGUCAUCCUGCACACAUGACAGAUGACAGGUCUGGUAGCUGAUGUUUAAUCACAGUAGAAACUCUUUAAAUGCAGAGACAGUCUCCAGAGUGACACCAAGAUGGCCAAUCAGAUUUCAGAGGUUCUGGAUCUGCCCUCUGGACCCCUCCAGCUCACCGUGGGUGUCACUUAAGCUGCCGACAGAGGCCCACUCGUCUGCACUUUGGUCAAACAUAUGUUAAGACAUUCAUAAUGAAUCACUGCAGAGUUAUUCAGGUCUGUGAAUGGUUGACCUGGUGCAGCAGUCGACUCAGAUGUUCCUGAUCCGGUUCUGAAGUCAUGACGGCUCCCCAAUGAUGCACAGACCGUGUCUCAACAUGUUGAAUAACCUGAUCAGGAGUUCUUCUGCUGCUGUUGACGUAACCUGACUCUCCUAACGUGAUAUCUGUGAUAAUGGCGGCAGAGUGAUGACACGCAAACAUCAGAGCAGCUCCUGACAGCUCAGCUCAAACGUCUUUGCUCUAUUUACGGUCGUACAGCUCAGCUCUCUUCACAUAAACCCAAAAUAAACAGGCAGAGGCAGCAGGGUUUAUUCAAACCGACCUGAACAGGUUCGAUGAGAUGCACCCUCAUUUCUCGGUCUCACACCCUCGCUCGAAGGCAUUUACUGGUUUACUCACUCUGGGAUCGGCUGCUUUUCCUGUUUGGGACAGAGAUGAGUGAGGAUGUGACAGAUUUUAGACCAGAGCUGUAGUAUCUGUGGUAUUUCUGGAGGUUUACUGUAACAUCUCCUCUCCUCCCCUCAGGCUUUGACCUCAGAGCUGGCUCUGGCACGUGACGAGUCCAAGAACACCCCCAUGGACUUCCUCCACAGCGACAACGUCCGACAGGGCCGAGACAAGUACAAGACCCUGCGACAGAUCCGGCAGGGCAACACCAAGCAGAGGAUCGAUGAGUUUGAGAGCUUAUAAGCAGCCUUCAGCCCACCUCCCUUUCUGAAUGGUCCUUAAAUCUCCCCCCUCUCCCCCCCAAACACACAAACUCAUGUCAAACACGCCGGUCGCACAUCAAACUGGAGCAGUAUAAGCACAGCAAAAAGCAUGGCUCACGGAGAGACGGUGUGCAGAUCCGGCUGAAGAAAACUUAGUGCCAAAACUUUCCUCUUUUAGUGUUUCAGAUCCUGUUUGUGUUUUUGAAUGUGUCUUAAUUCGAUCAGACCAAAUCCUGAUUUUUCGUAGAGGUGUGAUGAAGUAGCGGGACUAGCCAAAUUGUAUUUUUACUUCAUACCGUGCGCAGAGAUGUAAUCGAAGCUCGUGGAUAGUUGUUUGUGGAGAGAAAGGGGAAAACAGUGUAAACAGGAUCAUAUGUUUGUUUUCCAGUAUAUUUGUUUAAUACUGCUCCACAGUAGUUUAAAAUCAUGCCUAGUUUGAUAUUUAUACUGUAUAUGGGACAUUAAAAAGGGUAUUUCAUCUUGGUUUGUAUAUUUUUGCUAUUAUCUCCUUCUGAGAAUGAAAAGAUUUAAUAUGUUCAAAGGUUUUAUAUAUUGACCAAAAUAACAGGAGUCCUUUGUUCCAUGACAUUUUACUCUAGAUCACUAAAUUAAAGAGAUGUAACUGUAAAUUAUUGUUUUUUUUUUUAUUUGUUUUUUUUUUAACCAAUAUCAGAGGAGGAGUCGGCUCACCCUUUUCGGUACUUCUGAGUAGUUUUUCUUCUUGCAGUGCGGUUCAUGGUAUGCUGAGGAUUUCCUUCAGAGCACUGUGUUGACUGGGACACUUCAGUUACAUGUAUUUUAUUUCUCUGUUCUGCGUCGGGUCCGGCUUUGUCAAAGACCAGCAUUCUGUGCUGCUACCCUCCCAAGUGGCCUUCCUCUCUGCAGGCUCAGUCCCAGAUAGUCGGUCUGGACGUCACUUUGAAAAGCUCUCGCUCUUUACGGUGUUAGACCUCCACUGAGGGGAGAACCAGGACUGAGGAGAAGUCCAUGAAAGGGUUCCUUAGUUUCAGCUGGGUCACAGCAGGACUCAGACUCAGGACGGCACCGACGUCUCUCUCUCCUCUCUCUGUGGACCUGAAGUAGCGACACUAUGAUGGAAAAACUCAGAGCUACACUUGCUUUUGUAUAUGAGCAGGAUUUUAUAAUGAGGUGUUACACAUAUUGGCAAUAAAGAAAAUCUAUGAUUAUACAUCAGCGUGUUUUUAAUUAUUAUUUCAUAGACUCAAUAUGUGCUAGAGGGAAACUCCUAAUACAUAAUAAUAGUUAAUAAAGCACUUUUAAGACCUUAAAUGUGAUUAUAAACACUUAUAAUCAUUAAUAAAAGCAAAAUUAAUGUUUAUUAUUGUUUAUAAGACACUUACAGACUAUCUUUAUAAACCUGUAUGUAUUAUGUUUACAGCCAACAACACGUCUUUGUCACUUCAAGCAAAAAGUGUAUAACUACCACGUUCCAAGUGUCUUAUGAGCGAUAAUAAUAAAUGUGUUUAUUAUGUUUUAAUAACACUUAUAUGUGUUUAAUAGGAACCUUCACUGUUUAUUAAUGCUCAUUACAAGAACCUUAAUAUAAAGUGUUUCCCUUUUAUUUACUUUUAUUUUGAAUGUUCAUGUUCCUCAGGGAGAAAAUCUUGUAAAGGUGAUCGGUGAUCUCUUCAUCCUCUGAAAUACAAAGACUGACUGAAUGAGUGAACUUCACAACAAACGACGUUUUAGAGUUUAAAUCCAAAAGUUCAAAAGUUUCAUGUUUUUUGCAAACCGCUUCAUAAUCAUUGUUUGCUCCUGACGAUCACUCGCAGUGAUUACAGCCAGAAAAAAUACCAAGAGCUAAAAUGUUCAACAUGAAGAAAAAAACUCAUGAUUUCAUCUCCUAUUUUAGUGGUUUUAGAUUCAGGACAAGAGAAAUAAGUCACUCACCUGCUUCAACGUACAGGUGACCUUCAAUCAAGUCCAGUUUAUACUUCCACAGGUUAACCAGCUUGUAGCAUCACCACUGAGUCCACCAAACCUGGAGAUGGAAACACAUGACGGUGGAGGAUCUGAGAAAAAAAGGUUUAAAUCAGUCAGAGCAGAAUCGAACAUUUAGGACCCAUUAUUUUCACUCCAGAAAUCACAGAUGGACAUCCAAAACCUUUAACCUUCAUCACUUCCCAUCUGAGGAGGCUGACGUCAGGACACUUGUCGUACAUCCAGCCCUGGUUUCCAUGGUGACCACGGAGAAGACCAGGUCAAAAGAGAAAUCCAGGUCAGUGACAUCACCGUCUCCUUUCACAGCGAUGUUACUUUUCCUUUUUUUUUAACCCUCUUCUUCUUUUUUUUCUUCCCGGCACAAUGAAACCAGAGACUGAGCGUGACUUUCACACGCUGCUCACUCAGAGACUAGAAAGACUUCAUUGUGGAGGAGAUGAGGAAACGCUGGAGAGUCUGGCAGCCUCAGCAGCUCAUUCUGAAACUCCUCAAACCACUUCCUGUGACUGCCGGGUGUGUCUCCAGAUUUCAUUUCACAGAAACAUCGGCCCGACGUCUUUCCCAGUCUUCACAUCUGCACGGAUGUUCAGCUGCAUGUGACCGGACACGCCUACGAGAAACACUGACCAUACAAAACUGAGAAAUACCAGAAAUGUUCAGUCAGCGAAAACAAAAAGAGAGAAACUACAGAUGUAAACUAAAAGAUAAGGUCUGGACCAUCUCCCUCUAUAAACCUAACAUCAGUCUGGUUCUGCUCGAGGUUUCUGCCUGUUCUUCCUCUCCUCUGUAACCUGAUAGAUGCUGUAAAGUGUGGAAGAUCUAAAUAUUGGAGGGGGUCUGAUCUUUGAGGAUGGGGGCUCACUCUG
This is a messenger RNA of Xyrichtys novacula (pearly razorfish), 25947 nucleotides long. NCBI's taxonomy places the organism in Eukaryota, Metazoa, Chordata, Actinopteri, Labriformes, Labridae. The record is from the annotation of a GenBank genome assembly.